Molecule: messenger RNA, 1493 nt
Organism: Chionomys nivalis (European snow vole)
Lineage: Eukaryota; Metazoa; Chordata; Mammalia; Rodentia; Cricetidae
Gene: Ccdc160
Product: coiled-coil domain containing 160
Exons: 2
Coding region: 215-1180 (321 amino acids)
Source: RefSeq, a predicted model, not a curated record
UUUAAAUCCAUCCGCCUGGUUGCUAGGCAACAGUGCGGCCCGCGCUGGAACUGCACUGCAGAGGCUCUGCCCCGGGCCAGCCUGGCCCGGUCGCAGUGGCUAGCACUGAACAAGGGGCUGCCGCCUGUCGGUGGUGGCCGGUUUCGGGGAAGAGUGGACAGGGCUCUCCAGACUGCACCCGCGCUUUCAGGAAAUCAAAGUGGUGCCCAACGAAAUGGAUGCUAGACGAAAGCACUGGAAAGACAAUAAGUUAACUCCUGUUUUAAAUGAGCAUGGUGUCCUAGAAGAUGCUGCUCCUCUUCCGUCUUUCUCUGAAGAAACAUCUUCAGACAAAUCCUGGAGGAUGGGGAGAGUUUCUAACUUUUCCAGUAGAAAUGCUCAAGAAGGAAAUAAAUGUACGAGGAAGGACUAUUAUUCCCAGAUAGCGGAAAGAGACCAAGACCCCAAUUUAAGAGAGACAAGGAUAAACGCAUCAAAGAAUGUAGCAAAUGCAAAUUCUGUCUUCUGGGACUUUCUCGAUCUGGACGGUGCUACCAAGGAAAGUUCUCACAACAGGGAGAGCGCCUCUGCGUGGACUGAGAAGGAAUUGUCAGCGGCAGCACAAGUCAGCAAGAAGAAAUGGACCGAAGCAAUGCCUCCCAAACUCCGCCUGCACCUCCUGAAUGAAGAGCUGGGAGAACUUAACCUCAAAUGCCGGGAGAUCGAAGAGGAUUUUGAAAAUGCCGAAAAAGAACUUUUGAAUUCUCGAAAGGAAACCUCGAGGAGAUAUGUCAGUUUCCAAGAAACAGCUGCUUCAAAGAAUGACUGGGAACUGCAAGCUUUAAAAAACGACCUGACUGAAAAAGCGACAAACGUAAAAAACUUAACCAAAGAGCUCCAGCAAGCCAAAGAAGUCAUGUACAGGCUGAAUCUAGAGAACAGAGACUUGAAAGACUCUGUCAAGAAACUGAAGCGUCAAACUGAACUCAGCACAGCGCUCCUCAGAGAAGAGAUGAAGUUGUUUUAUGAGCUGGAAAUGGAAAAGAUCCACGUAGAGCUGGGUGCCAUCAAGAGUGAGCUGAGAGCUGAGAAGAGCCUGCGAGCGAAGAACAGCAGAGCCCUGGAGUUGCUUGGAAGACACGUGGCUUCUGUGGUAAGGUCAUCGCGUACUGCUGACCACUUUACUGGGAAUGAUCUUUAAACAUAAGGGGGGAGAAAGCCUUUCACUGGGCAAGCCAUUGAGCCAAAUCGAUGUUUAUCGUACUAUGUCUUUGUGUACUUGAUAGCAUACAGUCUUUGCGGUGAGUCAUGUUAACUUUGAAGCGUCUGUGUUCUCUUUCGUUUUGAGAAUCCGAAUGGAAACUUCUGAAAUCUCUUUUAUAUGGGUGCCUAUAUAAUAUUACUAAAACAAAACAAGGACAAAAACACAAACGGAUUUACCAAAUCAUGGAUGAACCCAAGUCAUCAGCCUCAUUGUAUGAUCUUGUUAGCCAUGUCCUUGGCACAUGAAUGUU